AUGGACGCUGAGAGCCUACCGGGCUCGCCUUGCGCCGGCACACCAACAACACCAUUGUUGCCAGCAACACCAGAUCGCGUAAACCAACAACGAGAGCCAAACGUCUCUCCGACCCGUUCCGGUCAUCAUCGCGAUAGUAGCAUACAUGAUAAGAUUCAGCAAUUCAAUAACAUGUCGUCGCGCCUCGGACCUCAAACUGCCGCCGCCAUGACCAAGCAGCUCGAACGCAAGACGGCCGACGCCGCACUCAAGCGCGCCAUGCUCGGUCGCGAGGAGGCCGAGAGUGAGAUGCGCCGCUUCAGAGAGGAGGCGCGACUGCUGCGCAAACAGAUCGAGGAGGGCAAGGAGAGGGAGAGAAGAGUUGGCGAGAGAUUGGAAACUGUCAUGGAAAACUAUGGACGCGCUAAAGAGACAUAUUCGCAUACUCAAGCCCUAUGGGAGAAGGAGAUACGACGCGCUCGCAAGGAAACGUUCAAGUCGCAAUCCACCACUGUCAAAUUGCAAGAAGAGCUCAAAGCCGCGAGAGAAGAGCUAAAGAUCACGAGUGCCUCGGCACAAUCCACCGAAGAAAUCCUCGAACGCGAAAAGGAGAGGACCCAAGCCAGAGAGCAAGAGGCUUUUGCUUCCAGGCAUCAACUGGCUACACUACAAGAGCAGCUGCAACAGGCAGUGCAACGCAUCAAUGUCGUUGAGCAGGAGCGUGAUGCUUUCAAGACACUCGCACACAACGAAGAAGUUGCCAGAAUUGCUGCUGAAGGCCGCCUGCCCCUACCGCAGCCCGAGGACAGCGACGAUGAAUUUUCAUCGCCCAAGAAGGAGGCAGCGCCGCUGGCCAGUGUAGAUGUUGUCUCAUCUGCUGCUAGUGAGGCUGAGAUUGAAGAACUGACCCGACUAUGGCAAUGGGAGAGGCAAAGAGCCAACCGUACCCAAGAAUAUCUAGAAUUCCUCGAGGCAGAGUGCCACCUCAAGACGUGCGCUUGUGCCAAAUCAUCAUCAUCCUCAUCCUCCAUGAGGCGCAGUCUCCUGGGCUCAUCGCGCAGAUCUCGGCCGGAUCCUGUAGCCAUCCUGGACCCAGCCGAUCUUGCGAUCCUUGGAAAGCCUCACGACAGUACCCCAUUCCGAUCAUCCCGGUCAUCUGUACCGCCCGAAGAAACUGUCAUUCACCGCUCUGGUUCUACCUCGCCAGCUACAGAGGUGCAGGACAUGCUCCAACUAGAGGAGCAGCCCAAGAGGGCAAAGCAGCCACGAAGAAGCAUGGUUUUCCUCCCAGAACAGGGCACGUUCCGCACAAUGUCACAGGCGGAGAUGGAAGCCAUGCAAAUUGAUGAGGAGCCCUCGUCGGCUGAACCUCCAACACCCGUUGAUGCAGUACCACCGCCUGCGCAUUAUUCGCGCACACCAUCAGUGGAACCGCCUACUUUUGCCAUGAUUAGACAGGAACGGACGUCUCUCCUUUCGCUGCUCAACGCGCCGCGCCAGGAUGAGAACGAAGGAAACGCACCGGUCUUCAACAUUCCGACGACACCAGGAAGCUACCCUGCCUCGGAAGCAGAUUUCGACCAGAACGAUCGUGCCGAGUCGGUCGAGCCUGAACGCACCAGCUUCAGGAAAUCGCAGGAGGACGUCCAAGCGCAAGAACCUGCCGGUCACUACACAACCACUACGACAACAACCCGAGUCCCGCUUCGCGAGGACAGGAAAACAAAUUCCAAAACUUACGCCAUAACCGGGAGACGAGCUCCGUCAAGAGAGCCUUCGAGAGAGCCGUCGUUCGAUAAAAACAAUCCUGCAAUGACGCCCACCAUGACACGCGAGCAAGCAUUGGCGCAAAUAAGGGAACGUCGAGGAAGAGCCCGGAGCGCAGCUCAAGGGGCAGCAACACCACGAAGGCAGAUGGUGACUGGAAACGGUGAACGUAGGGACGUCAGCGCUCCAGCCGGCAGGGCGGCACAGGGCAAGAGCUGA
Molecule: messenger RNA, 1965 nt
Organism: Pestalotiopsis fici W106-1
Lineage: Eukaryota; Fungi; Ascomycota; Sordariomycetes; Amphisphaeriales; Sporocadaceae
Exons: 2
Coding region: 1-1965 (654 amino acids)
Source: RefSeq, a predicted model, not a curated record